Strongylus vulgaris is the source of this 417-nucleotide messenger RNA. The record is from the annotation of a GenBank genome assembly. Lineage: Eukaryota; Metazoa; Nematoda; Chromadorea; Rhabditida; Strongylidae.
AUGGGAAUAUUGGUUGACCGUUCUCUCAUAUUCCCAAUGCGUAAAGCAGAAGUCGGUGGCGAAAUAGCAUUCCCUCCAGUUCUGCCUCUGAUUAGUGGACCCAUCCCAGGACUUCCUUUUGGAACCACCUAUGCUGAGGAGAUGGAAAAGGAGUAUAUUGCAAAGAUUGGAAAUCCAGUGAUGAGAGCAAAGAUAAGAGAUUCAUCAGUCAUCAAUAGUUCAGAAAGGACGAAACCGAGGGCUGGAAGCGAAAUGGGAAUAUUGGUUGACCGUUCUCUCAUAUUCCCAAUGCGUACAGCAGAAGUCGAUGGCGAAAUAGCAUUCCCUCCAGUUCUGCCUCUGAUUAGUGGACCCAUCCCAGGACUUCCUUUUGGAACCACCUAUGCUGAGGAGAUGGAAAAGUUUGAGCAAAGUUAA